Molecule: messenger RNA, 1029 nt
Organism: Hypoxylon trugodes
Lineage: Eukaryota; Fungi; Ascomycota; Sordariomycetes; Xylariales; Hypoxylaceae
Exons: 5
Coding region: 1-1029 (342 amino acids)
Biological process (GO): protein phosphorylation
Molecular function (GO): protein kinase activity; ATP binding
Source: RefSeq, a predicted model, not a curated record
AUGAGUGACAAUAGUCCGGCGGUAGUUGCUGCUAGACGGAAGAAAUACUUUGACGCAGACAGCCGAGACUUUGAAUUUGGAGGACUCAUUGCGUCCGGAGGCCAUGGUGACGCAUACAAGAUUCGUGAGCGAAGUCCUGAUGGUUCUCCGGGUAGAAGGUUUGUUGCAAAAUUCGCUGUAAACGACCCAAUAAGUAUAGCUGAUCUACGAAAAGAGAUUGAAACCACAAGGCAGCUCUAUGGCGCUUUCCAUAUAGUCCAGCCCGUCGUAGAUAAUGGAAAUCUACGUAGUCUUCCGAAUAUUCCGUCCAGCGCCCCCGCAGAAGACAGAUUAAUGCUAUGCAUGGAGUACCUCCCAGGCAUCACCUUCGCUGAUUUCAUUCACAGGGCACAGCAGUGGGAUGUUAUACCAAACAGGGUCCUCUGCAUGGUAUUUCUUUGUUUACUGGCUUUGGGUAAUCCGCCUAGGAAACCGUUCGGCGCGUCUACAGAAUGUCCAGAAACAGAAGUAGUUCCAGAAAAAGAGCCUACCGCUAAGGACUACCAAAUAUUCCACGGCGACAUGGAUAAUCAUUAUAACCUUGUUUUUGGCGAUUUUGAUGUGGAUGAGCACUGGCUUGUACCUGUACUGAAAGCCAUUGAUUUUGGGAUCGCUAUUGAUAAGAUCGGGUCUAAUAUCAGCGGAUAUAUAAUGCACAAUAUUAGCCCUGGCACAUUUACUCAGGCAAACAUAUAUCACAUUGGUCGGGCUAUGCAACAGCUUUACGCCCAUUACUCGCCAGCGUCUUUGCUAAACUUGGAUAAUGACCUUUCUAACCUCGCCGCGAAGUGUGUUAGUUGGCAUCAUCAAGAUCGUCCGUCAUUAAGAGAACUUGUAGAUACGAUAGAGUACGCUAUAAGGACGAAGACGGGGCCCGAAAGCUUCCCAGGAAUGCCAUGGGCCAACUCUGAAACAACUCAGAUGAUACGGCACUAUGUGGCAGAUGUUAUGCUUUCAGCAACACAACUAGACGACUUUAAAGUCCCCUAA